UCCACGUCCUUAGCCUCAGCAUUUGGCAAAACAGCAAGCCAGUGAAGAAAAAGCAUCACGAGUCAGCCGUUGAUCGCGCCGUUCCAUCCACCGCGCCGCUCUCGUUCUCCCCUCCCGGCGACUCUUCGACGUGCGUCUCGCAUCGUCGCCAAGUCCGCCUCGCUGCUUCCAGGGCCGCGCAUCUCUAAUCCCGCCUCUCAGCGUCGCGGCACGGCAGCGGGCAUGGCGGCGGCGGUAGCGGCGUGUUCGACGGCGCGCGCGGGGCUGGGCCUCAAGACGUGUCUGCACGGGCUGGUCGCCUCGCCGCGACUCCUCGCGCCGCUGCAGACGGCGGCGCGUCGGCUUUCGGAGGCGGCGGGCGUGGGGCGGGCGGGGGCGCGGGUGAGCAUGGCGCUGAGGAGCGGCAUCGUGGGGCUGCCCAACGUGGGCAAGUCGACGCUCUUCAACGCGCUCGUGGAGAACGGCAAGGCGCAGGCGGCCAACUUCCCGUUCUGCACCAUCGAGCCCAAUGUGGGCGUCGUGGCGGUGCCCGACCCCCGCCUGGGCGUGCUGUCGGGGCUGACGGGGUCGCAGCGCACGCUGCCCGCCACGGUGGAGUUUGUCGACAUCGCCGGGCUCGUCAAGGGCGCCAGCCAGGGCGAGGGUCUGGGCAACAAGUUCCUGUCGCACAUCCGAGAGGUGGACUCCGUUGUUCAGGUGGUGCGGUGCUUUGAGGACAAUGACAUUGUGCACGUCAGCGGCGCCGUGGACCCCACCACUGACAUCGACGUCAUCAACCUCGAGCUCGCCCUCAGCGACCUCUCCCAGAUUGAGAAGCGCAUGGAGCGGCUGGGCAAGAGUCGCUCCAAGGACCCUCAGGCUCGCAGCCGGGAGGAGGCGGAGGCAGCAGCGCUAGCGCGCAUAUCAGAGGCGCUGCUGGCAGGGCGGGCGGCGCGCAGCGUGGAGCUGAGCGAGGAGGAGGCGCCGCUGGUGGCGCAGCUGUGCCUGCUGACAGCCAAGCCCAUCAUCUAUGCGGCGAACGUCGCUGAGACCGACCUUGCUGACCCCUCCUCCAACCCGCAUGUCUCAGCUGUGCGGCAGCUGGCCAGCAGCGAAGGCGCGGAGUGCGUUGUGGUCUCCGCUCAGGUGGAGGCGGAGCUCUGCGAGCUGGGUGCGGAGGACCGCGCGGGGUACCUGGAGGAGCUGGGCGUGGCGGAGGGUGGGCUGGCAGGUCUCGUGCAGGCCACCUACCGCCUGCUGGGGCUGCGCACCUACUUCACCUCAGGGGAGAAGGAGACGCGGGCGUGGACCAUCCGGGCGGGCAUGACAGCGCCACAGGCAGCAGGGGUCAUCCACACCGACUUCGAGCGCGGCUUCAUCCGCGCUGAAACGAUCUCCUACGAUGACUUUGUGGCCAGUGGUUCUUAUGCGGCGGCCAAGGAGAAAGGCCUGCUGCGAGCUGAAGGCAAAGAGUACACUGUGCAGGAGGGAGAUGUUAUGCUUUUUAGAUUCAACGUAUAAGUAACAACCAGCCUAGAGUCUGGGAGCCAUAAGAGCUAGGUCUUUUUCAGCAUGACAAACCAAGCAGCCCAAUUUUGAGGGCAUAUUCCUUUUGUUGGAAAUGUUGAAAAGACUUACCGUAUGUCGGAGACCCGCUGGGGUUGCCCUUGAGAUCCUCGAGGAAGGGCCACAGGUGCAAAGCCCUUUUAACUCAGUGGUUAGUGACAGAGUUCUAACAGUCAAACAUAUAUUGUUAUGUUUGUAUAGACUGUAUAG
Closterium sp. NIES-67 is the source of this 1755-nucleotide messenger RNA. The record is from the annotation of a GenBank genome assembly. NCBI's taxonomy places the organism in Eukaryota, Viridiplantae, Streptophyta, Zygnematophyceae, Desmidiales, Closteriaceae.